GGCUGGGACCUCCAGGGAGUGUGCGCGUGCCCGCCCUAGGCCAGUCUUCCUCAAAUGCCUUUAGUCUCUGAUUUCCAUCUAAAGUACAAGCUGACUCCGAAGGUUUUUAAUGCCCUCGGGGGCAGGGAGCGCGUGGACUCAAGUCUGCUACCGCCAGGGAGAUCCGACGUGCGACGGGGUGGCCUCGGGAGGUGCGAGUUCAGGGCCCAGCCUGGGGGCUGACAGCCGGGCCGAUUCUGGUACAAGGAGAACGAGGACUCUGGGGAGCGGGGCGCACACAACAACGCAGGCGGGAGGCGCACGGCCGGGCCCACCUGGGCGAGGCUCCCGCGGGCCGCUUUAAGGCGCAGGCCACAGCGGCUGGGGGCGUGGUCCCGAGCCCCGCCCCCGUGCCGCGCGGGCGCAUAGGCUGUGCGGGGCGCGGGCGCGUGGCAGCGCUUUGAACCGGCGCGGGUGCUGUAGGCUGGGCCGGGGUCCUCCAGGGUCCUUCGGGCCAUGGCGGCCGAGGCGCGAGUGUCACGCUGGUACUUCGGAGGCCUGGCCUCCUGCGGGGCCGCCUGCUGCACGCACCCACUGGACCUGCUCAAGGUGCACCUGCAGACCCAGCAGGAGGUGCGGCUGCGCAUGACGGGCAUGGCACUGCAGGUGGUGCGCUCCGACGGCAUCUUGGCGCUCUACAACGGCCUGAGUGCCUCGCUGUGCAGACAGAUGACCUACUCCCUGACCCGGUUUGCCAUCUAUGAGACUGUGCGGGACAGCGUAGCCAAAGGCAGCGAGGGGCCUCUCCCCUUCUACACCAAGGUGUUGCUGGGCUCUGUCAGCGGUUUAACUGGAGGCUUCGUGGGGACUCCUGCGGACUUGGUCAACGUCAGGAUGCAGAAUGACAUGAAGCUGCCACAGGGUCAGCGGCGCAACUACGCCCACGCCCUGGAUGGCCUAUACCGAGUGGCUCGAGAAGAGGGUCUGAAGAAGCUAUUUUCGGGCGCCACUAUGGCAUCCAGCCGUGGGGCCUUGGUCACCGUGGGCCAGCUGUCCUGCUAUGACCAGGCUAAGCAGCUGGUCCUCAGCACUGGAUACCUACCUGACAACAUUUUCACUCACUUUGUCGCCAGCUUCAUUGCGGGAGGAUGUGCCACGUUCCUGUGCCAGCCCCUGGACGUGCUGAAAACUCGCCUUAUGAACGCCAAGGGGGAGUAUCAGGGUGUUUUCCACUGUGCAGUGGAGACAGCAAAGCUCGGGCCACUGGCCUUCUACAAGGGCCUCUUUCCUGCUGGCAUCCGUCUCAUCCCUCACACUGUGCUCACCUUCGUGUUUUUGGAGCAGCUCCGCAAACACUUUGGCAUCAAAGUGCCAUCCUGACCGAGAUGUGGGUACAGGCUGGGCCACCAGGGCCAGAUUCUUCCAAAGGGUCCCAGGGUGGUCACUGGAGCCUCACACCUGCUCCUGGAGCCCUGGCCCCUCCUCUGGGGCCCCGCCCUACUCUCUGGCUUGCUGGCUGAGCUCAUUCCAGUGAUCUUUGUCCCCUCCCUGGCCCUUCCUGCCCCACUUCCACAAUGGCUGGCCCCCUUCCUGGGCUGGAGCCACUUCUCUCACAGACCUGAUGCUUGAGCCCACAAGCGUUUCUAUCAGCACUUGGGGGACAUCGCCUGUGUGCACAUGCACCUUCUAUCUCCCAAGAGAAACUCAUGCUUGUAUGUCCUGUGACUAGCUACAGCUCCCAAGGUGCCUGCUCCCAGCUGAAGUGAACAAAACACAGAUCAGGAACCAGCGUCAGGAAGGAGAGGCUUCAGAGCAGACGAACAUGGUCCCCAAGGUCCCUGCCCACCCCCAGCCGCCAUCCCCUGAUUGCUUUAAUGGGUAGUUUUGCCAAAACUUCUCAAUGCUAAGAGGCUGUUGCUGUCUUCAAGGACUGUGCCCAUGUCCCUCACGCCACCUUUAUUCUUUCCUCCUGGUUCCUUGGGGGAACAGGACCCACACUGGGCUGCGGGGCCUGAAGCAAGCAAUAGGUUGCAUCGUGCGGGCCGCCCGUGUGGAUGGCUGCUGACCCAUAGCCCACUGGUCCAGUUCUGCUGCCAGAGCUGCUUAUACUCUGGCAACAGAGCUGGCUGCUGCAUCCAGCUGCUUUCCUAGUCCCCUGGAAGGGCUGCAGCCCACCCAGCUUUGCAGUGGCUGCUAAUAAAGAUGGGAGCCAUCCGGGGACAAUGACA
Molecule: messenger RNA, 2207 nt
Organism: Otolemur garnettii (small-eared galago)
Lineage: Eukaryota; Metazoa; Chordata; Mammalia; Primates; Galagidae
Gene: SLC25A10
Product: solute carrier family 25 member 10
Exons: 11
Coding region: 496-1359 (287 amino acids)
Biological process (GO): succinate transmembrane transport; malate transmembrane transport; oxaloacetate transport
Cellular component (GO): mitochondrial membrane
Molecular function (GO): malate transmembrane transporter activity; sulfate transmembrane transporter activity; succinate transmembrane transporter activity
Source: RefSeq, a predicted model, not a curated record